UGUAUAGGUGCUGUUAUUAUAUUUCCUAAAUUAGUAUUUCAGCUUUGUAUAUAUGGCUGAUGUAUUGUAACAUAAUUCUAAGAAAUAAAAUCAUUUCAACCCUAAUAUUUGAGAUGGUAUCAGAGCUCUCAAGUUCUGGGAGCCGCCUCUGACUGCGCAAACCAAAACCCUAGAAGACAGCCUUCAUUGCUGUCAAUCAUCCCUUUCAAGGCAGCCUUCAUUGCUGUUGAUCAUCCCUUUCAGAGCAGCCUUCAUUGCUGUCGUGAUUGUUCCUUAGUUGCUGUCCCGAAUACAUUCCCAUUGCAAUACGUUCACUGUACUGCUGCUGCCAUGGGAGAACCAAUUGAAGAAAUAGUGGAUAUUGAGUCAAGGAACAUUGACUCUGGGGAUAAUAAAUCCCAAACUCAUGGAGAGCUGCAGAACCUCUACACUGCCUACAGAUUGAAUGGGCAGAAUUACUUGAAAUGGCCCCAGCUUGUUCUUAGAACUUUGAAAGGUAAAGGGAAAGCUAGCCACUUGACUGAAGAUGCCCCUAAAGAGGAAGAUCCCAAAUUUACAAAAUGGGAUGAAGAGGACUCUAUGAUCAUGGCAUGGCUAUGGAACUCAAUGAUCCCAGAGAUCACUGAUACUUGCAUGUUUCUUAAUUCUGCAAAGGAGAUUUGGAAUGCUAUGGAGCAGACAUACUCCAAAGCUAAAGAUGCUGCUCAAAUAUAUGAUGUGAAGGUGAAGACUGUGGCAGCAAAACAGGGAAACAAGACCGUUACAGAGUACGCCAAUCAACUCAAAUCAUUGUGGAUGGAGUUAGACCAUUAUAGGGUCAUUAAAGCCAAGUGCUCAGCAGAUUCAGCAGUGCUCAAAGAGUAUAUUGAGCAGGAUAGAGUCUAUGAUUUCCUGGUGGGGCUUAACUCUAAUUUUGAUCAGGUGAGAGUUCAAAUCCUUGGAAAAGAAAAGGUUCCAGGAAUUAGAAGUGAAGAAAGCAGAAGGGGAGUAAUGCUAGAAACCCCAACUGUGGAAAACUCAGCCAUGAUAGCUUUUGGGGCCUCGACCAUGAUGACAAACCAGAAAAAGGGGGGAAUAAGCAAUACAGAGAAGAAAAGUGAAGGAGUGUGGUGUACCUACUGCAACAAGCCUCGCCACACUCGUGACAAAUGUUGGAAGCUGGUUGGAAAGCCACCUAGUAGAGAGUGGGGGCCCCAAAACCGAGACAGGGAGUGGGGAAAAAAAGGAGACAACACAAGAAAGGGAGGACAGGCGCACAUAGCUGCUGGAACCAAUGAAGAAAAUAAAGGAGGUCUGAUUCAACUUAACCAGGAUGAAGUAGAGAAAAUGAGAUCGUUCCUCAGCAAGUUGAAUAAACCAACAGGUACUUGUUCUCUCGCAUGUUCAGGACAAGUACUCGGGGAGGACGAUUGGACAUGCUAGAGAAUGGAAUGACCUUUAUUACUUGGACAACCCGAAUCUGCCUCCAGAUCUACACAACAGCAGCAACUCUUUUUUCGCUGAUUCAAUAAAGACCAAAAGAGAGAAAAUCCUCUUACAUCAUUGUCGUCUUGGACAUCCUUCCUUUAGAGUCAUAAAAUUGUUAUUUCCUUCCCUUUUAACAAAUUAGAAGUGGAGAGUCUUCAUUGUGAAGUGUGUGAGCUUGCUAAACACAAGCGUGUACCUUUUCCCAUUAGUAAUAAUAUGAGCAUGUUUCCCUUCUAUUUAAUUCAUACUGAUGUGUGGGGUCCCUCAAAUGUCCCAAAUGUUUUCGGUGCCCGUUGGUUCCUUACCUUUAUAGAUGAUUGCACUCGGGCUACAUGGAUUUUCUUACUGAAACAAAAGUCCGAAGUCAGCUCCGUGGUUCAGAAUUUUUUCUCAAUGGUAAAGAAUCAGUUUGGUGUUAGCAUUAAGAGGAUUAGAUCUGAUAAUGCCAAAGAUUACUUUAAUCAUGAGCUUAAUUCUUUUCGUCAAAAGGAAGACAUCAUUCAUGAAUC
Messenger RNA from Lotus japonicus, 1976 nucleotides. RefSeq lists its product as uncharacterized. The transcript is spliced from 2 exons. Bases 331 to 1422 code for a protein of 363 amino acids. Lineage: Eukaryota; Viridiplantae; Streptophyta; Magnoliopsida; Fabales; Fabaceae. The record is from RefSeq and is a predicted model, not a curated record.